This is a messenger RNA of Mesorhabditis belari, 4521 nucleotides long. The record is from the annotation of a GenBank genome assembly. NCBI's taxonomy places the organism in Eukaryota, Metazoa, Nematoda, Chromadorea, Rhabditida, Rhabditidae.
AUGUUGGUCGCUACGAGUGGACCGUCGUUAGCAGGGCCGGGUGGAUCGGAUGCAUCCGAGAAUGGACAACAAGAUGGAAAAGAUGAGCGUCGGCCUCCCUACACGAUGCAUGGCGUGUUGCACUUCGUUCAACACGAGUGGGGCCGCUACGAGAUGGAACGAGCAAAAUGGGAGAUGGAACGCGCCGAGCUGCAGGCUCGAAUCUCAUUUCUACAAGGCGAGCGCAAAGGCCAGGAGAACCUCCGUCACGAUUUGGUGCGACGAAUCAAGAUGCUUGAGUACUGCUUGAAACAGGAGCGAGCCAAGUGCUACCGUUUGAGCCACAAUGGAGAAGAGCCACCCGAAAUGGACUACAGGGAUGAGGAAGAGGCUAACAAAGAUGCUCCUACUGCUACAGCCACCACGGAGGUCGAUCCCUUUCCUCCAAAUCUUCACGGAUUCAAAGCCGGCCGCCUUCUACUUAAACAAUAUUUGGAGGAAAUCGGCUACUCAGAGGCAGUGAUGGAUGUCCGCGCGUUCCGAAUGAAAAAUCUCGUCAACUUGAUGCAACAAACAGACGAAGACGCAGAUGUAAAACGGAAAAAGGCAAAGGAGAGGAGUGACAGUGACUCGGACAACGAUGAACAACGCCAGGAGUUGGAUAUGGAGACGGCCGAUGCAUUGCACGAGUUCAACUUUCUUGAGAAGAGUGACGACAAUUGGGAUGGGAAUGUGAAUGCUGGGCAGUUGGAGGCGAAAAUUGAACGCUACAGGAAUGAGAAGCGCUCAAAGCGAAACUCGGGUGGAAGCGGAGGGCCGAACGAUGAAACAAGGGGAUCCAAGGACUUCAAUGACCAAUCAAUUGAAGAACUAGAUGGACACCAUAGUGAGAAGCUAGCCUUCAAGGGAAAAAGCAAGGGCGAAUUCGCCGACAUCAACGAGGCCCUCGGAUUGGUCGAUGAUGCCAUUGAUAUCAAGGACAACUUUGCCGGAGAGGAUGACGAUAUGCGACAGACACCAAAGUGGAACCUCGCGUUGACGCUCCGAUCGCAUUUAGAUUCAGUUAGAGCCAUGCAGUUUCACCCAGUUGAGCCGGUUCUCUUCACCACAUCGGAGGACAGUACGUGCAAAAUGUGGAAUUUGGACAUGAAAACGAAGGAAGAUAAAUACGUGGAGAUCGAGCCGGCCUACACAUUCCGUGGCCAUUACGGACCAUCGCUGUGCUUGGACUUAUCGCCGACGGGAGAUCAUUUGUACACGGGUGGAUUUGAUGGCGUUAUUUGCUGCUGGAGCAUCCCGUUGAACAUCAGCGACGUCUACGACAAAUAUGAUUCGGCUGUGCUUGUUGAGCGCCUGGUUGGCCACACAGAUGCGGUUUGGUCGGUCGCCUAUCAUUCUUCGGAUACGCGCUUGGUUUCGGCGUCUGCCGACAAAACGAUUCGAGUUUGGGAGCCGGGCAUGUUCGGUGACUCGCCUCUCCUCAAGACGUAUACUGGCUGGGUGGAAAAUUCGACGCCAACAUCGCUCGAUUUUGUUUCAACGGAGACCCAACAACUGCUCACCGCGUUCAAGUCGAAUAUCGCCGGAAUCCUUGACAUCGAGACUGGACAAAACGUCGUGAAGUUUGACUUUGGCGAAGAUGCAACAAAUGGCUCCGAUGUGAACAAGAUUUUAUCGCAUCCAACAAUGCCCAUGACAAUCACUGGAGGAGAGGACAGGAAGCUGCGAUACUUUGACAACAGAACAGGCGAAUUGGUUCAUGCGGCUAUCGCUCAUGUGGAAUCGAUCUCAUCACUUGCGGUUGAUCCAAAUGGUCUCUACUUGCUCUCGGGAAGUCACGAUGGAUCACUACGACUAUGGAACAUGGAAAAGCGAGUCUGCUUGCAAGAAGUGGCAGCUCACCGAAAGAAGUUGGACGCCUCCGUGAACACCGUGGCUUUUCAUCCUUCUCGACCGUAUAUUGGAUCUGCUGGUGCCGAUGCCCUCGCCAAGGUUUUCACAACGUCUUCCAUAUCGUUCGAGGACCCGAUCAUCGAUCAAAUGAACUACGGACAAAAUGGAAUAGCAUUUCAGCAAAUAGAAAUGGACACCGAUGUGAAGAACGUCGAAUUGGCCUCGUCGAUGACCGCUUCAUCUUCAACGCCUGUGCCACCACCACCGCAAGUGGCGGCGACUACAUACUAUCCGAUGCACUCAGCGCCCACUCCAAACAUUCCAAUGCCGUUUCUUCAGCAAGCUGGAGAGGUUUACGUUGGUCCCGGUGCACAAAAAGAGGCUGGACUCGUCGGAUUGGGUUUGAAAAAGUUGCGGUCAAGAGAUAAGGAUCGACUCUACGAUGCAAAACGAUACGCCAUGGACAUCUCAAUUAAACAAAUCAUGCUUCGACAACAACAAGUUCAUCAACAGAAUCAACAAAAGCAGCAAAUGUACGCCCAAGCGUUGUCGUUGAUGGCUCGUGUUUACGUGGGAUCGAUAUCUUUUGAGAUUCGCGAAGAUAUGCUGAGAAAAGCGAUGGAACCGUUUGGACCGAUCAAGACGCUGAACAUGAGUUGGGAUGCUGGAAGCGGACACCACAAAGGAUUCGCCUUCUUGGAGUACGAGGUCCCCGAAGCGGCAUCACUGGCCCAGGAACAAAUGAAUGGCUUGCUGAUGGGCGGACGAAAUCUCAAGGUGCUUCCCACUCGGCUCUUCAAUCAGAAUCAGAUGGGCCGAACCACACCAUCCACUCCUCAAGCUCAACCCAUUAUCGACAUGGUGAUGACAGAAGCAAAGAAGUAUUACAGAGUCUACGUGGCCUCCGUGCAUCCGGACCUCUCUGAAACUGACGUGAAGAGCGUGUUUGAGGCAUUCGGCGAGGUGGUCAGCUGCAGAUUGGCACGCAAUGCGGUGAAAGGAGGUCAUAGGGGUUUCGGCUACAUCGAGUUUAAUAACGCGACGUCGAUGACUGAAGCGGUCGCGGGGAUGAACAUGUUCGACUUAGGAGGGCAAUUUCUGAGGGUAGGUCGAUGUGUAACUCCACCCGAAGCUCUAAACUACAUUGUUCCGGCAGCACCGUCAGCUCUUCCCCAAUCGACGGCAAUGGCGUUAGCGGCGGCGACGGCCAAAGUGCAAGCACUCGAAGCAACACAGGGCAGCAGCAGUCCAAGCGGCUCAUCGCAAAUGAAUCCAUUCAACUCAUCGACUCCACCAGGCGGAUACUCUGCCACCUCCUACUAUUCUCCUUUGCCUGAGAAAUAUCUUUACUUAUGGUCUCUCUUUGGGUAUAUGUAUAUUUAUGAAAUCUUCUUGAAGCCAAAGUCUAAUGGAUCAGCAGGUGCCGCGUCACCGUCAACGUCGACUCUGUUUGGGCAACGUGACGCUUCCCCGGUUUUCGCAUCUCCAAAGGCUGCUUCACCCGCCCCUCCUCCACCACCGCCACCACCACCAGUUGCUGCAAAUCCGACUUCUCUGGCUCCACCAAGUCCUGUUCCACCACCACAGCCACCAAUAGCUGCAUUUGCUGAGCCAAUAGCGCCUCCAUUGCCACCACCUUCUCCGGAGCCAGCUCCAGUCGAGGAUGAUAGACCGGCUUGGGAACGUUUCAUGAAGAAGGAUCCUGAACCUCGUUCUAGAGCUGAAGUCCCCAUGGAAGUCGAUGACGUGAAGCCGGAUGUGAAGCCGAUUCCACCGAAAGCUGCUGCCAAUAUUCCACCACCUGGAUUAUUGAAGGUUCCACAACCGACCGUCGUUGUACCAAGAUUGCACUCCAAAGAAAAAACGAAAGAGUCAAAGUCGAUCUUCGAUCGGAUUAAAGUUCAUGCGACACUUAAUCCCGGUGAAAUAGCUACUUUUGGACCCACCGAGAGCAGUGGCGCAUUAGAAGAAGAUGAGGAUGAUGAAACUGGUCCACUUGCGAUCACUUCUGGCUCCUCUGGGAAAGGUGACAUCCAAUCGCUCGCACUGACAAUUAUGGACGGUGGAAGUCAAGUACAAUUGAUAAAGGCUAAAGCUGAGAAGGAUGCUGCCUACAAAGAAGCAGCAAAGAAAGCGGCAAAGAUCAAGAGGAAAACAAAGCCUGUGAAAGCGUCGAACACAAAAGGGCCAAAGUUGAACAGCGAUGCCGCUUUGGCAGCCGCCGAGAAAGCUGGUGCAAUGAGUGAUCAAAUUAUCGACAAAGAAGUGAACAAGGAUGAAGCAACUCUCGCAUCACAGGAAGGUUUAGAAAUACGUGGAAACGACUCGAGACACUUGUUGAUGACAAAGUUGAUGCGCGUGAAUCGAUCGCAAAUAUUGAUGCUAAAGAAUAUGGUGAGCGCUGAAGAGAUCGAUGACUUAUUGGAAGAUGAAAUAAAAGAAGAGUGCUCGAAAUAUGGAGACGUUGAGGACGUGUUGAUUGUAAACGACGAGGCAAAUGAUGUGGUCAAGAUAUUUGUCAAGUUCUCAACGACGAACCAGGUAGAUGAUGCAAAGAAGGCGUUGGAUGGACGUUUCUUCGGCGGUCGAACGAUUUCCGCUUCAGUCUACGAUCAAGCAUUAUUCGAUCAUGAAGAUUAUUCCGGUUAC